Molecule: messenger RNA, 5872 nt
Organism: Alosa sapidissima (American shad)
Lineage: Eukaryota; Metazoa; Chordata; Actinopteri; Clupeiformes; Clupeidae
Exons: 12
Coding region: 90-5237 (1715 amino acids)
Biological process (GO): regulation of autophagy
Source: RefSeq, a predicted model, not a curated record
GGUGUGGGCCAGGCUUUUGGAGAGACGGGUGCUUACAGUCUGAAUUGAUACAGUUCCAUCUCAACAAGAGCUUGAAAAACGGAGGAAAGAUGCACACGAAGACGUCAACCUCGGUUGCGGAACCAGAGCAGUUACCAGAACCCGCAGAGCCGAUCCCUACGCAGAACCAGGAAAUGCAGGAUGAAAUCGAGAGACUGGUGGAGGAAAAUGAGGACCUCAAGUGUGAUAUUGAAGAAAUGCGCACGGAAAUGGAUGAAAUGCGAGACACAUUUUACGAGGAGGAUGCUUGUCAGCUGCAAGACAUGAGACGCGAGCUGGAGAGAGCCAAUAAGAACUGCAGGAUCCUCCAGUACCGCUUGCGGAAGGCGGAGAGAAAGCGGCUCCGUUACGCACAAACCGGUGAAAUAGAUGGCGAUCUCCUCAGGAGCUUGGAGCAGGACUUAAAGGUGGCAAAGGAUGUAUCUGUGAGACUGCACAAUGAGCUGGAGAAUGUGGAGGAGAAACGGACAAAAACAGAGGAGGAGAACGAGCGACUCAGGCAGCAACUCAUCGAAGUGGAAGUCACCAAGCAGGCCUUACAGAAUGAACUGGACAAGGCCAAAGAGCUUAAACGCAAAGGGGGAAAAGAUAAACAAACAGCUGAUAAGAGGACUCCACAUACACCAACAGAGGAGGAAAAUGAAGAUCUGAAGUGUCAACUAGCCUUCAUCAAGGAGGAAGCUGUCCUGAUGAGAAAGAAGAUGGCGAAGAUCGACAAAGAGAAGGACCGUCUGGAGCAAGAGCUGCAGAAGUACCGCUCCUUCUACGGAGACGUGGACAGCCCUCUGCCCAAAGGCGAGGCCGGGGGGCCUCCGACCACCCGGGAGUCCGAACUGAAACUGCGCCUCCGUCUGGUGGAGGAGGAGGCCAACAUCCUGGGGCGCAAGAUCGUGGAGCUAGAGGUGGAGAACCGCGGCCUGAAGGCCGAGCUGGAGAACAUGCGCGGGGAGGAGCUGGGCGCGGGGGGCCUGGCCGACCCGGUCAUGCGCGAGCAGAGCGAGGCGCUGUCCGAACUCCGUCAGCAGCUCCAGCUGGUGGAGGACGAGGCCGAGCUGCUGCGACGCAACCUGGCCGACAUGGAGGAGCAGAACCAGCGUGUGACCACCGAGCUCAACAAGCUCAAGUACAAGGCCGGCUCGCACGAGAGCUCCCGCCACGGGGCGGCCGGCGGAGGGGCGGCAGCGUCCGCCGCAGAUGCGGCGAAGUUGGAGGCUCUGCAGGAGGAGCUGAAAUCAGCCCGGCUGCAGAUCAAUGAGCUGAGUGGCAAGGUGAUGCAGCUGCAGUACGAGAACCGCGUGCUGCUGUCCAACAUGCAGCGCUACGACCUCGCCUCACACCUGGGGGUCCGCGCCAGCCCGCGGGACAGCGAUGCCGAUAGCGACAGUGGCCGCCGCGAGAGUGACGACGACUCGUCACGCCUGCCGCCGCACCGCAAGCGUGAGGGCCCCAUCGGCGGCGAGAGCGACUCGGAGGAGGUACGCAACAUCCGCUGCCUCACUCCCACACGCUCCCUCUACUCACCCGAGAGCCGUUUUUUAGCCCGCAGCCUCAAGGACCGCCAGCAGAUGAUGGACAUCCGCUUGGAAGCAGAGAGGCUCAGCAGGACCAUCGACCGGCUCAUCGCAGACACCAGCACCAUCAUCGCUGAGGCCCGCGUUUACGUGACCAAUGGAGACCUGUUCGGACGCAUGGAUGAGGAUGAUGACGGCAGCCGCAUCCGCGAACACGAGCUGCUGUACCGCAUCAAUGCCCAGAUGAAGGCCUUCAGGAAGGAGCUCCAGAACUUCAUCGAUCGCUUGGAGGUGCCGAAGCCAGAGGACAGGGAAGCAGAAGAGCCCCUGUCUAUGUGGAAUGCGUUUGGAAAUGGGUCAGGGUUGCACGGAGGUGGCAGUGGAUAUGUGGGCAAAGCACAAGGUUGGGAAUUCGUCCCGUGCUCCAGGUUGGAGAGAGAGAGGAGCAGGGGCAAGAGUCCGCUCAGGACUCUCUCACCGUCGGUUCCCGUCGGUCAUUUUUUCGAACAGCCCAUUCCUGGACUCGGAGCGGUCGGGGCAUCCGAUUCUACUCGGGGGCAGGUCCCCCGGAAUGAGUUACAGACUCAACAUACUCGCCUGAAAAAGAAAAUUGAGGACUUAAAAAAGCGGCAUGGGCAGGACAAAGAAGAAUGGAUGAGGGAGAAGGAAGUACUUUUGAGGCAAAUGGCUGAUAUACAACAGGGAGGGGAAAACAGAAGAAUUUUGUUGGAUCUGAAGUCGAUUUUGGAUGAAGUUCAGCUUGAAGUGAAGAAAGAAGAAACGAAACGGAGCGAGCUGCAGUUGCAGUACAUGAAGGACCGAUGCGCAUGGGAGCUAGAGCGAGCAGACCUGAAAUGCCGUAUCGUGCAGUUGGAAGUUAAGGAGCACGGCUCUUCAGCGGAGGCGCCGACGGCGAAGACUAACGAGGAGCCCGGCGGCGGCGGCGACGACGGCGGCAGCACACUUCGGCGGGAGCAGCAGGAGCAGAAGAGGCUGCUGGCCGACACGCACACGGUCGCCAUGGACCUGCGCUGCCGCCUGGAGCACAACGAGCGCGGCUGGCUGCGUGAACGCUCCGAGCUGCUGGAGCGCUUCGACCUGGAGAGGAAGGAAUGGGAGAGCCAGCUCAGGGACAUGCAGAGGAAGAUUGAGGAGUUGUACAGUGAGGUGAAGUCCCGCCGGGAGCCAGGUGAAGUUGGGCCAAACGCUGAGGCGCACAGCUCAGCCCGACUCAGCCUGCAGUCGGCCAGCACAGGCUCCAGCGUCCUCACCGACCCCUCCGAUGUGCACAGCAGUAGCUACUCCGACUCGACGCAUCCGCACAGCCAGAGCCGCGGGGGUGGCGGUGGCGACCUGUCAGGUCGCCUUAGCAACAGCCGCAACAACAAUAACAGCAGCAGCAGUAGCAGUAGCAACAGCAGGGGGGACAGAGGGACACAGAGAAGCGCUCAUGGUGCGGCCAAGGCUGGUGACUGGCGUGCAGCCACAUCCGUGGAGCGGCCCGCGAUUGACAUGGGCAUUGACACGGGUGAGCUGGAGGGCAUCUUGCAGGGCUGUCUGGGACAGAGGCUGGACAGACACGCCUCCCUGGCUGGGAAGGAGGGCUUCCUUAACCCCUUCAGUGACCUGCAGAGCAUGGAGAUCCGUUGCGGGACCGAGAAGAAAAAGAACACUAUCGCCUUGAAUGCUGCUCUCAAAGAAAUAGCCAGAGUGAGUGAAGAGUUGUGCAGCUACCAGGAUGAGAUCAGGAGGAAGUCUGAUGUGAAAAGAAGCCACACUGAAUCGCUGUACUUUCCGGAGGACAUGGAGAGGAUGGAGAAUGAGAGGAACAAAAUGGAAAUGGAUGAAACCUUCUUUAGUCUUAACCAGUGGUGUAAAGAACUAGAGGAUAUUGAUGAACAGAGUUGGAUUAGUCCCAAAGCCGCUAUCAAGGAGACAAGCAUAAUAGAACCAGAAAUCAGCAUCCCCCCGAUGAAAUCACCUGAAGCCCCACCGAUUCCACCUCGUAGCACGUCCUGGUACAUGAACAGUCCCCCUCCGCUAGAACCGGAGUUCAGUGUUCCAGAACCCCACAUGGAGAGGAAGUGUCCUAGUCCAUGUAUCCAUUUGGACAGGAAGUGCAACAGCCCCUCCAUAGUGCGCAAGUUUGAGGCAAUGCUGCAGGAGAAUGAGGGGAAGAUCUUGACAGAAUCUGGGAUCAUCCCAUGCGCAGUGCCUGCAGAUUCCAAGUGCAAUAUCAGUUGCUGCCACAGCCGGUGGUCCUGCGAUGGAAGCAGGUUUGGCAGCAGCAAGUCGUCCACAUACGUGCCUGUCCAGAAAUGCCUGUCAGAGCUAAACAUACCGUCAACGGGAGUGGACUACCGCCAAGACCACAAAGCGGCCGGGACCCAAAAAGGCCCUGGGGAACAUCUCAGCCCACUGGGCCCAGAUCUCCCUGGAAAGGGCAUCCACAGGGACAUAAGGCUGCCCACUUUAGACAUACUCCCCACCCAGGGCAGUGCCUUAGCCCCUCGCAGGAAUGUGACACUGGAGCAGAAGACCGCCGAGUUCAACCGGACCCUCUUCCAGGCCGAGAGGGGCCGGGGCUUUGGUAACAAGGACGGCCCCAACCCCACAGACAUGACCGCGAGUCCUACCCCACAGCAGCAGCCAAAGGUCAAACCCAGGGAGGUGAAUGUUGACAUUAUGCCACCGCCGCAUGACACGGAGGUCAAACCCAAAGACGGGCCAAUAACAACAGAACGCCACAGUGAGGUGAAAUAUCACAAGUCACAUUAUGCAGAGGUGGAGCUUGAGGAGGCAGCGUUUGAGCCAGUGCAGUACCACGAAGCCACCCUAAAGCAGGUGGCUUCAGAGCUCCAGCCGCAGCACCCUGUGGUGAGAGUCAGGGACAUGAUUCACCCCUCGACUCGAAACCCACCUGAGAUCAAGCCGAGGUCUGCGGUGCUUGAACGCCCGACAGAGGGCACGCAUGAGAGAGAAGUGAAUUCUCUUCUCUCUCCUGAGCCGAGUGUGACCACCAUGACACAGUUUAGUGUGACUGUGACCCCCGUCCAGUCCAGAAACAAGGUGGAGGCGCCCAGCGCCGGGUCAGCAGGGGCGGCCCAACGCCCCUCGGAGACCAGGCCCAAGCCCGCGGAGAGCGUCAAGCCGGAGGUGUCCAAAACCAGGUCGCGGAUCCUGAUAGAAAAUCCCUGGAAGCCCACCACCUUAGCCGCGUACCCCCGGCCCGUGGACUCCAGGUCCAAUUACGGCGCCAUCGAGCGGAUUUUGAAGAGCUACGAGUGCUCGUCACAGACUCAGACGGUGCCGGCCACGCCUACGCCCAGCCCCGGGAAGGAAGACGACCUCAUCGAGCUCAUGGACAUGCUGGACAUGGAGCAUCACGCCAGGUCCGGUCAGAGACUUACAUACACAACGCAAAGACAGGCAACUACGCACAAAGAGACACAUGUGACAGUACAGAAAAGCAGAGAGUUCGGCGUGACCUCCAGGAAGAGUUUCUCCCGGCCGGCGUGCCCCGCCAACCGCCGACUCCCUUCUCGCUGGGCGAGUCGCUCUCCGUCUGCCUCGUCCACAUCUUCCUCCUCCACCUCACCUUCGCCGAUCACCCAGCUGUCUGUAGUGUCCACUCAGAAGCAGACCGUCUCCUACGCCGCCUUCCACACUGAGACGGUCAUCAUCUGAUUCAAACUGCUGAAAACAAACAUGCAAACAAAGAGAGCCCAAGCACUGAGCAAGGAGCUUUCCAAAAACUCUAAAUGCAACUCUUUGCCCCCCUUCCCUGCCUACCUUUGUAUAUAAGGCCGAGCAAAGACUAUUACUGCAACGCUAUGGAAAUGACUCCUUCAGGAAUGCCUCUGUAUCGAACGAGCUGUCGCACCUGACAUGAUUUUUGUUUCUUUUUACAAAAAACAGUUUUUAAAUAGAUUCCUGUGUAUUUUUGUCUUAUUUUAAUUCAAUUAAUGUUUCCUAUUCAUUGCAUUUACCAAAGGCUUGUAAUUACAAACAUUAAUGUUACAUCAACCUUUUUUCUUUCAGUGUUAGGUUUAUUUGUGACAGACCUGCUGUGUAUUUUCCCAGUGGCUCAGUUAGACUCCAGCCCUUUGUGGGGCGCUGUGACUGUGUUUAAGACUAUCUGCAGUUUCUGUGAUCUGUGUUAAAGCCUUUUCAAUGACGCCUUCUUUUAUGAACUCUUCCCAGAGUGGUGUCCGUAAGACACAGUAAUUGAAUAGUAAUGGCCUACAUGCUCAGUAAAUAUUGUGAAACAUACAGAAGUGAUGCCUUUGCAACCCUUUUAUGGUAAUAAAUAUUUCAAAUGC